AUGUCUUUAAAUCUUACUGGCACGCCUACCGACGUCGGUACAGGCGGUGAUACGCUCACCACGGACCUGAACACCCAGUUCCAGGCCGCUGACAUGGUAUGGGUCGGCACCGCUGCCGCUUUGGUGUGGAUCAUGGUUCCCGGAAUCGGUCUUUUGUACUCAGGUCUUUCGCGUAAAAAGCAUGCGCUAUCGCUGCUAUGGGCGUCCAUAAUGGCUGUAGGGGUUGUUUCCUUUCAAUGGUUUUGGUGGGGGUACUCGUUGGUCUUCUCGCAUAGCACUAGAGGCAACGGAUUCAUUGGUACCCUGCAAUUUUUCGGUUUUAAAGAUGUACUCGGUGCUCCAAGCUCUGUGACCUCCGUUCCAGACAUCUUAUUUGCUUUGUUUCAAGGUAUGUUUGCCAUGGUCACCGGUAUUUUGAUGGUUGGUGGUGCAUGCGAACGUGCUCGUUUGUUCCCAAUGAUGGUGUUCUUGUUUCUGUGGAUUACCAUUGUCUACUGCCCAAUCGCGUGCUGGACAUGGAACGCGGAGGGGUGGUUGGCACAUUUGGGAGCUUUAGACUACGCUGGUGGUGGUCCAGUGCAUAUUUGUUCUGGACACGGUGCGUUGAUUUACGCCCUGAUCCUUGGUAAGAGAAAUGACCCCGUUGCCAAAUCUGGAAUGCCAAAAUAUAAGCCUCACUCUGUGACUUCCGUCGUUCUUGGAACUGUCUUCUUGUGGUUUGGCUGGUUUGGUUUCAACGGUGGUUCUGCUGGUAACGCAACCAUCAGAGCCUGGUAUUCUAAUGUCAACACCAACUUGGCUGCUUCCUGUGCUGCUUUAUCCUGGAUGUUCAUCGACUACUUCAGAUUUGGCCGCAAGUGGACUACCGUUGGCUUGUGCUCUGGUGCCAUUGCUGGUUUGGUCGGUAUUACCCCAGCGGCCGGAUUCGUUCCCGUUUGGGCUUCCGUUAUUAUCGGCAUUGUUACCGGUAUCGGAUGCAACUUUGCUGUUGACUUGAAAAACUUGUUGCACAUUGACGAUGGUCUUGACGUGUACGCCUUGCACGGUGUCGGUGGUGCCAUUGGUUCUGUCUUGACUGGUAUUUUCGCUGCUGAUUACGUGAAUGACUCUGCUGGUUCGGAAGCCGCUGCCAUUGCCGGUGGUUGGAUUAACCACAACUACAAACAAGUGGGUUACCAAUUAGCUGCUAUUUGUUCCACUGUUGCCUGGACCUGCACCGUUACCGCCGCUCUUCUUCUCAUCAUGGACAGAAUUCCAUUCCUGAGACUAAGAUUGAGAGCUGAUGAGGAAGAGCUUGGUACCGAUGGCGCUCAAAUCGGUGAGUUCACUUACGAAGAACACGAAAUGUACAUCCCCGAGCCAAUCAGAUCUCACCAAUCUGCCCAGGUCCCAAAUCCUACCAACAUUGACGACAAGAUUCAGACCGACGAUGCUCCAAGCAGCAGUGAUCACACUGGUCACCCAACCGAGAAGGUUGUUGUUUGA
This is a messenger RNA of Lachancea lanzarotensis, 1485 nucleotides long. It is a transcript of the gene MEP2, whose product is annotated as LALA0S02e04456g1_1. The coding region runs from base 1 to 1485 and encodes 494 amino acids. The transcript has a single exon. NCBI's taxonomy places the organism in Eukaryota, Fungi, Ascomycota, Saccharomycetes, Saccharomycetales, Saccharomycetaceae. The record is from RefSeq and is a predicted model, not a curated record. Gene Ontology annotation, molecular function: ammonium channel activity. Gene Ontology annotation, biological process: ammonium transmembrane transport. Gene Ontology annotation, cellular component: plasma membrane.